This is a messenger RNA of Nymphaea colorata (pocket water lily), 4528 nucleotides long. Its product is annotated as disease resistance protein Roq1-like. Lineage: Eukaryota; Viridiplantae; Streptophyta; Magnoliopsida; Nymphaeales; Nymphaeaceae. Gene Ontology annotation, biological process: defense response; signal transduction. The transcript is spliced from 6 exons. Bases 294 to 3836 code for a protein of 1180 amino acids. Gene Ontology annotation, molecular function: ADP binding; protein binding; ATP hydrolysis activity. The record is from RefSeq and is a predicted model, not a curated record.
CUUCCUCAAGAGCUUGAGGGUGGGCAUGUCUUUGGCAAUUAACUCCUCCAGAACUUCUGUGGUUGCUUCGUCUGUCUUUCUUGUGACUUCUCUUCAGGGAUUUGUAGUGAGGAUUGUUGUUUGGUCGAUUUGCCUUCAAUUAAGAAGAAGAAGAAGAAGAAAUCAAUACCUUCUGGUGACCUCCAUAAUUGGUGUGCGGCUGUGAUGCUGUGCUCGAAGAAGGACGGAUGCAUAAUCGGGUUUCAGUUUGACUGAAACCGUGAAAAUUUUGGGACUAUCGCCUUUGCCAAGCAAUGGAGGAAAUUGACACGAGGAGGUGGGGAGCGGUCUUCUCUCAUGAUGAUGGAGCAGGGCCAUCCUCACUACCUUCACCAAGAGACGAUGGGUGGGAGUUCGAUGUUUUCUUAAGUUUUAGAGGGCAGGACACCCGCAAUGGUUUCACUGGCCAUCUUUAUCAAGCCUUGCUAGAAAAGGGUGUCACUGUUUUCAUAGACGACCAGACGCUGGAGAAGGGUGAGAAGGUGGAGGAGCUGUUUAGGUUCAUAGAGAGGUCCAGGAUAUUUGUUCCCAUCUUUUCCAGGGGCUACGCCGAUUCUGUAUGGUGCUUGCAAGAGAUCGCCAAGAUUGUGGAGUGCGGGAGGUCCAUACUUCCUGUCUUCUUCCAUGUUGAGCCUUCCGAAGUUCAAAACCAGAGAGGGCCUUUUCGGCCGGCAUUUGAGAGCCAUGAGAAGAAUGAGGGGCUGAAGGAAGAGGAUGUGAGCAAGUGGAAGGAUGCCCUGCGCAAGGUUGGGGAGAUCUCGGGGUUCAACCUGAAGGACGCUAAUUGGCACGAGGCAAAUCUCAUAAAGAAAAUUGUGAAUAGGGUCCUGAAAGAAGUGAAUCCGAGCUGCCUCGACGUAGCUGUGCAUCCUGUGGGACUUGAUUCUCGCGUAAAUGAGGUUUUGGAGUUACUGAAGAUUGAAUCUUCUUAUGAAGUUCAAAUGGUCGGCAUCUGCGGGAUGGGCGGGAUCGGCAAGACCACCCUUGCCAAAGCAGUCUAUAACAGAUUACAUUCCAGUUUCGAAGCCUGCAGCUUUCUUGCAAACGUCCGAGAAGUAUCAUCACAUGCCAAUGGCGUUGUCACCUUGCAAGAACAGCUGCUCCGUGACAUUUUCAGGGACAAUAAAACACGUAUAAGCAACAAGGACGAAGGCAUCAGCCAAAUCAGACGACGAAUUGGUGGUAAGAAAGUUCUUAUUGUUAUCGACGACGUUGAUCAUAAAGAUCGACUUGACGAAUUGGCUGGUAGUCGAGAUUGGUUUGGUGGUAAAAGCAGAAUCAUCAUCACCACUAGAGAUGAAAAGGUGCUAAGUUCGCGGCUGCAUGUCAUCUACAAGCUUGCAGAAUUGGAUUGUGCCCAAUCGCUUCAACUUUUCAGUUGGCAUGCGUUUGGGCAGCCUGAGCCAAGGCCGGAAUACGGCGAAUUGUCGGAGAAAGUUGUGUCCGUUGCUGGUGGUUUACCUUUAUGCCUUAAAGUAUUUGGGUCGCUCUUCUAUGAUAUCGAAAGUUUUGACGAAUGGAACUCGAUGUUGGAAAAGCUGAAAAGAGUCCAAGAUAAAGAAGUUCAUGAGAGAUUGAGAAUUAGCUACGACGGACUUGAUGAGGAAACGAAGUGCAUAUUCUUGGAUAUAGCAUGUUUUUUCAUUGGGAAGGACAGAAAGAAUGCGGUUUCCAUGUGGAAAGGUUCUAAACUUUCUCCAAUUCCUGCAAUUCGAAUCUUAGAGCGUAAAUCUCUCAUCAGAAUAAGUGAUAAGACGGGGGAGUUCGAAAUGCAUGAUCAAAUUCGAGACAUGGGAAGACAGAUUGUUCGGCAGCAAAGCUCAGUGCCGAGCAGGUUAUGGGAAAAUGAGGAAACGUUAAACGUGCUACAGGAAAAACAAGGAACAGAGAAUGUUGAAGCCAUCUUUCCCCAGCUCGGUUGGGGACGUAUCUUUUUGAACACUAAGCAAUUUAAAAACAUGCCGAAACUGAGAAUGCUUGAUAUCAGCGGUGGUAGACUGGAAGGCCCAUAUCACCAUUUUUGCAAAUCCCUGAAAUGGUUGAGAUGGAGGAGAUGUCCAUUAAAGUCGUUGCCCAUUAGCUUUCAUCUUCGAAAUGUUGUGGUACUUGACCUGUCAAGUAGCGAGAUAGAAGAGGUUUGGGAUCAAAAUGGAUGGAAAUGGUCGUCCAUGAUGAAAAAUCCGAUUCUCCUUAGUCCUUCCCGUCAUGGUAACCAGGCGUGGUCAUUUGGCCAAUUGAAUGUCCUCGAUCUCGGGUGGUGCAAGAACCUUAGGGGAACUCCAGAUUUUAGGUGGAUACCGAACGUAGCCAAGUUGAUAUUUGAUGGAUGCACCAGUUUGAGACGAGUCGAUGAAUCCAUCGGCCACCUCAGUAGCCUGGUUUGCUUGAACCUGAGAGAGUGCUCUUCUCUGGAGCAAAUACCUGAUACCAUCUCUCGCUUGAGUUGCUUGGAGACGCUGGACCUUCACGGAUGCUCCAAUGUUUCAACCUUGCCAGAGAAUUUGGGAAAUUUGACAUCAUUGAAGAACCUCGUCCUCGACGCUACCAAUCUAACAGGUUUGCCUGAAUCUGUGACGCUCAUGGUGAAUCUGAAGUUGCUAUCUUUAUGCCGGUGCCGGUCGCUGAAGCAACUCCCGAAACUGAUCGGAAGGCUGAAAUCCUUAACGGAGUUCCAAAUAAGUCAAGGGGAGAUACCAAGUAUUCCGGAAUCCAUCGGCCUCUUGACCAACCUCCGGAAACUGAAAAUUGAAGGAUGCAGAUCACUCGUUGCUUUGCCAGCUUCCAUCAGAUCGCUGGAAAACCUUGAGGACUUAUCAAUUGAGGGCUGCAAAGGCAUCAGAGACAUCCCUGAUUUCUUCGGAGGUCUACUGAAACUGAAAAGGCUAAGCAUGGGAGGUACUGAUCUCUUGAAAGCGCUUCCUUCAAGUUUCUUCCAUCUCCGCUCACUGGAGAGAUGGAGUUUCUCUUGCACCGGCCAGCAGUUCGAGUGGGCAGGUGGGGCUGAUUUCAGUCAUCUCUCUUCGUUAACUCACGUGGACUUCAGCCCGCAUUUUGCGAGCUACAGUUAUGCAUGCCGCGGCUUGCACUCAGGCUUGGACACCUUCCCUCGACUUGAGAGCCUCGACUUAAGCAGAUGCCGCGAUGUUGGUAGCAUACCGAAACUCCCACCAUCGCUGAUCCAUCUGAAUGCCGCGUGCUGCGAGGCUCUGGAGACAAUUUCAGAUGUCUCGAAUUUGAAUAUGCUGCGAGAAUUAAAUCUAAACAAGUGCGGGAAUCUCGUCGACAUUCCUGGCCUUGAGAAAUUGAAAUGCUUGGAGAACUUGGAUCUUAGAGAAUGCACCAGCCUUUCCGAUGCCUUGUGGAACAGGAUGAAGGAGGCGAAUUUUGAAGGCUAUGUAAAGCUCCGCCUUCCUGGAUUUCUGAAUUGUUCGAGCCCCAACAGGACGGGAGUAAUAUCUUUCCUUGUUCCAAAUGUGCCGAGUGUGGGUUCUUUCAGUGUCCAGUUCGAGCGUUUCUGGAGGGGGCAGUCCGUGACAAGUACUCGGUUUAUAGUCUCAAAGGAUGAUUUUUUGAUCUGUGAUCGGAGGGGAAUGCAAUGGAGAGAAAUGUCGUUGAGGGAAAUGGAAUGUGGAGAGCUGGAAUCGAACGCCCGCAUCGGGUGUUUGGUUCUUCGAGAACAGAAGGAAGCGGAAGAAGUUAGCCAGAUGCUAGCAAAUGGAAUUGGCUACCGGACGAUGGAUCUUACAGUCGCCGGAGCUUACAAGUUGAGAAAAUGUAGUAUCGUUUUGAGGAGGUAAACCCCCACUGCUGCACAUCAUGGUUAAGCUGCCGCUUAAUUACCUGGUGCAGCACGCACUGCUGUUUUGGAUCCUUGACUUGUGAGGAAGAUUUUUCUUGUUCAAGGCAAACAGGGGAUGAGCACAUUUGUGACCUCUGAAUAAUUCGUUUGAAACGAGAGAUCAUUAAAGGUUAAGUGGUCGAGUAUUGAUCUUCCUAAUCGAUCACGAGCUAAUCUUGAUACACAAGAAUUAAAGUUGUACAACCCAAGAAAUUGGUUUCGCAGUUUACUUUCAUUCGUCAGGAGCAGAACCAUUGUACUUAUUGGGGUUGCUUUUCUGAGGAUUUAUGCUUGUUUUCCAACUUGUGCCGUUCUCCUCAACCUGAUAGACUUGAUGAAAACGAGGAAUCACACAGGAAACUCGAAGGGAAUGCCCAUUUAGAUGUUAAACUUUUGCUUGGCACUCUGUUCCCUGCAGAUACUUGGUUUGUCACCGGCGCCAAAGGUGCAGCUUUAGACAGUUGCAAGAUAAUGAAAAAUAAUUGUGCUUGCUAACAGAAGUGCAUCUGAAGUUCAGUUGGGAGAUUCAGCUGUUGAGUGGAGAUGCAGGACUGUCUCAAGAAAGCUCUGGAUUUGAAUUCAUAUUAUAUGUGAUUCUGUGACCGCGUGCAAGAUUACAUGAUAUGGUACAUCGUCGAUCAUUUGAUGGUA